AUGGAAGGCGUCAAUACCCUUCUUCAACUGGCUCGUCGUCAGGCCCAGGAAGGCAAGGCACGCGACCAGUCCAGUUCCGCAUCAACCCUCGUCUGUACGCUAGUACCUACUCUACUCAUUGCGAUCGCCAUCUUCAGCGCUUUCCUCAUCCUCCGCAGAAAGGCAAGCCGUGUCUACCAACCUCGCUCAAUCGAUGGCAUCGUUCCCCAACAGGAUUACACUCCAGCCCCCAAGACCGGACUACUAUCAUGGGUCUCGGAUUACAGACAGCUCCCUGACGAACAUGUUCUCCAUCACCAGUCACUCGACGGCUAUCUUUGGCUCCGCUAUCUCAAAAUGCUGGUCGUCAUCUCAUUCAUUGGAUGUUGCGUAACAUGGCCUAUCCUGUUUCCCGUCAAUGCGACGGGUAAAGGUGGACAGCAGGAGCUGGACAUGCUCAGCAUGAGCAACGUGGCCAAUCCAAACAGAUACUACGCACACGCCUUGGUUGCAUGGGUCUUCCUAGGUUUCGUCGUUUUUGUUGUCGUGCGCGAAUCAAUCUAUUUUAUCGGCCUCCGUCAAGCUCUCUUCAUGUCUACUCUACAUGCCCAGCGACUAUCCUCCAGGACAGUUCUCUUCUUGGGCAUUCCAGAAGAGAGCCUAAACGAACAGGGUCUGCGACAAGCGUUCGGUCAGCAUGUUCACAAGAUCUGGAUCGUUCCGGAUUACAAGAAACUCGAUGAGGCCGUUGAGGACAGAGAGAAGCUCUGGAACAAGUUUGAGGCUGGCCAACAAAAGCUCAUUAUCAACGCCAAUAAGAAGAACUCAAAGACCGACUCAGGUGGUGCACAAAAGGACCAAGCCACGAGUGAUCCUCUCGCUUCCAUCGAUAAGAAGGAUCGACCGACCCACCGUUUGAAGAUGCUGAUCGGCAAGAAGGUCGACACGAUUGAGUAUGGCCUGACGGAACUACCGCAAAUGAACCGAAAAGUCGAAGAGCUGCAGCAGGGCGUUUUCAGCGAAAACUCCAAGAAGACUCAAGCGGCGUUUGUCGAAUUCAGCUCGCAGGCAGCCGCACAGGACGCUCUGCAGUUCGCGCAGCAGUCAAAGACCAAGUUCUCACCCCGAUACAUUGGUGUCCAGCCCGGCGAGGUCAUCUGGAAGAACCUGGCCAUGAACAAGUUUUCACGCAAGAUCAAGAUGGCUAUUGCGACCACUGCCAUAGUCUUGUUGACCAUUUUCUGGGCCAUCCCUGUUGCCGUUGUUGGAGCCAUUUCAAACAUAAACUAUCUAACAGAGCAGGUGCCCUUCCUCAGCUUCAUCAACGACAUCCCGUCUGUCAUUCUCGGUGUGGUCACUGGUCUGCUGCCAGUCAUUCUCUUGGCUGUCCUGAUGGCUUUGGUGCCGAUCCUGUGCCGAUUACUUGCCAAAUUCGCUGGUGCACCUACCCUCUCAGCUGUCGAACUCAAGACCCAGUCCUGGUAUUUCGUCUUCCAGGUCAUCCAGGUGUUCUUGGUGACGACAUUCAGCUCCGCAGCAUCGGCUGUGGCUGCACAGAUUGUGUCGAAUCCUCCGUCUGCGGUCACUCUGCUCGCUAAGAAUUUGCCGAAAGCAUCCAACUUCUACAUCAGCUACUUCAUUCUCCAAGGACUGAUGAUCGCAGCACUAGAGGUGCUUAACCUCGUUCCGUUCCUGAUGAUCAACAUCCUCGGCAAGAUGGAUAAGACUCCCCGCAAGCAGUUCAAUCGCUGGAACAGUCUGGUCGGACUUGGCUGGGGAUCGGUGUAUCCCAAAUUCACCAAUCUUGGUGUCAUUGCGUUGACUUACAGCUGCAUCGCCCCGCUCGUGCUAGGAUUCGCCACCAUUGGCUUCUUGCUGAUGUAUCUCGGCUUCCGGUACAAUUUCUUGUUCGUUUACGGAAUGAAAGUCGACAUGAAAGGCGAGAGUUACUUAAAGGGACUGCAACAGCUGUUGACAGGUGUAUAUCUGGCUACAGGGUGUCUGAUUGGUCUCUUCGCGAUUGCGGUGGCCGACGCAACGAGUGCAGUUGGACCUCUGGUGUUGAUGAUCAUCUUCUUGGUCGUGCUCAUCGCUUGUCACGUCUUCAUCAGCAUGGCCCUACGUCCACUCAAGUCCAGCAUUCCGCUUGAACUCUUGGCCGAGAACCCCGAGAGCACGAUGAUCGCCACUGAUGCCGAGACUGGCCCACGCGUCAGCGACUCCGACCGUACUUUGGAUGGGCCUGGUCAUGAGAGACACGAGAAGGGAAGCGUACGCCAUGCGCCAGCCUGGCAACCAUCCGUUUCCCCAGACCAACAAAAGGGAGGCAACAUGCUCACACAUCGUCUCGCGGGCUUCAUCACCAAGUCUCGGGCCAAGGCACGAGCUCAGAUGGGUGCGAUGGAGUAUGGCCGUGCGCCGCGUUACGACUCAGGAGACUUGCAGACUGCGUACAUGCACCCAUCACUUGCUGCGCGAAAGCCGGUCGUAUGGCUAGCGAGAGAUCAAAUGGGUCUUUCAAGGGCUCUGGUCGAAGGCAACAGGAAGGCUGGAAUCGAGAGCUCGGACGAAGCUGCUUGGUUGAAUGACAAAGGAAAGGUGCAGUGGGAUACCGAGGAGCCUCGAAAGGUACCGAUCUGGGAGGAGCACAGAGUCUGGUAA
Messenger RNA from Cyphellophora europaea CBS 101466, 2640 nucleotides. RefSeq lists its product as uncharacterized. Gene Ontology annotation, cellular component: plasma membrane. Bases 1 to 2640 code for a protein of 879 amino acids. The record is from RefSeq and is a predicted model, not a curated record. The transcript has 5 exons. Gene Ontology annotation, molecular function: calcium-activated cation channel activity. NCBI's taxonomy places the organism in Eukaryota, Fungi, Ascomycota, Eurotiomycetes, Chaetothyriales, Cyphellophoraceae.